CCGUCAAAACAACACAAAAAAAAUGUCAACCCAAACUGCAAACAACAACAAAUCCAUGAAAACAACAGGAUAGGAUUGAUUUUUGAAGGCAUAUUUAAAUUAUUUAUAUCCUAAUCUGAGACUCAACAAAUCCAACAAAUCAGUCCGUUUGUGAUGACGUACCAGAAAUGUGUUGUAUUCUCUUGUGCGAACAGCACGUCGAAACGCGGCAGUUUGUCUUUCUACAGAUUUCCCAUUGAUCCUGGUUUAUGCGAGAAAUGGGUAGAGUUCUGCAAAUCAGACAAGGUGAACGAUAAGUUGGUCCUGGAAGGCGUUGAAAAGGUGCGAAAAUCCUGGUUUAGUGUAUGCUCCGAUCACUUUGAGAGAACAUGCUUUGUAAACCCGAAGCUCCCAAGCCAGGGGAUCUACAAAGGAAGCAUUCCAACGGUAAUAGCCGGUCAUCCAGUACUAAUAUCGAAUUUCAAAAAGAUCAAUCAGAUUCCUGAAUAUUCGGAGCCUCAUUUCAAACAACGUGUAGAUUCCGAACCGACUACAUCCGCAAAUGUGCUAUCUGCGCAACUAAAUAAAACAAAAGUACCAACUGGGCGACCCAUUCCCGAACCACCGAAGAAUGACGAACAACCGAAAGCCCAAGAGGUUAAUCGAAAUUUUCAUCCUGGCAUACUUGCCUGUGAAUGCGGGCAAACAAACGAAUACCGACCCAAGUUCUUUGCUGAGCGGACACGUGCAGUCGGUCUAGUUCAGCAAUAUAAGACCACCAAGAAGAAACUAUCCGAGACCAGAAGACCGUGCUCCGUUAGAAUGCGUGCCCUCGCCAGGAUCGAUAUUAGUAUUAAGAACAUCAAGGAUAAAAUACGAGCACUUGCUAAUGAAUAUCACACCACGAUCGAACUAGAAUCGAGUGAUGACAAUGAAGAAGAAUUGUGAUUCAGUAACGGUUUUAGAUUCAGUUGAAUGUGAGGGUUAUCCAUAGACAAUCUAUAGGAUUCUCAUAUACUAGUGGUUAUACAUCAGUCUCUCAGUAAAUAAGUUGUGCAUAUGUAGUGAAAUAAACACGUGGUCAUAAAUCUGCCUAAAAUUCUAAAA
Messenger RNA from Armigeres subalbatus, 1086 nucleotides. RefSeq names its product 52 kDa repressor of the inhibitor of the protein kinase-like. The transcript has 3 exons. NCBI's taxonomy places the organism in Eukaryota, Metazoa, Arthropoda, Insecta, Diptera, Culicidae. Gene Ontology annotation, molecular function: sequence-specific DNA binding. Bases 154 to 927 code for a protein of 257 amino acids. The record is from RefSeq and is a predicted model, not a curated record.